ACUCAAUUUCAUUUCAUUCAUUUCAUCUGUAACUAAAGUUGUGGUAUUUUUUGUAGAAACGAAGAAAAUACAUUAAUUUUACAAGAAUAUUACGUUUUGCGUUAAUUUUUAGGGCUGUGGUUUAAUUUUUAAGCGAUAAUGGCAGAUUUUCUUGAGUCUGAGGCCGAGGAAAGUGAUGUCGACUCUGAAGACGAGGGACCAACUGAACGUAAAAAACCGAAGCGCAAAGCAGCGGUUCAAAGUGACGAUGAGGAUGAAGAUGAAGAAGAUGACGAGGAUAGGCUUCGAGAGGAGUUGAAAGAUUUGAUAGAUGACGCCCCUAUAGAGGAGUCUGGCAGUGAUGGAGAGGAUUCAGAUGCAAGUGCAGGACCUAAAAAAAGAAAGAAAAGUGAUGAUGAGUUGGAUGAUCGAUUAGAAGAUGAAGAUUAUGAUCUCAUUGAGGAGAAUUUAGGUGUAAAAGUUGCCAGGAACAAAUUCAAACGUCUUCGCCGCUUAGAGGAUGAUGACAGCGACAAUGAGGGAGCUGAUGACCCAGAAUUGGAGAGGGAGGUCAUUGCUGAGAAACUGUUUGUGGGUGGCUCUGAUGAUGAAGACGAGAAUCGUUCAGAGCCUGCUCCAGUACGGGGAGAAGUGGAGUACGAUGAUGAGAAUGAGGAUAUGGAGUCUGACGCCGACGACUUCAUUGUUGAUGACGACGGCCGUCCAAUUGCUGAGCGGAAGAAGAAACGCAGGCCUAUAUUUACAGACGCGUCACUACAAGAGGGUCAAGAUAUAUUCGGCGUGGACUUCGAUUACGACGAGUUUGAGAAGUAUGGCGAGGAAGAUUAUGAGGAUGAAGAUGAGGAAGAUCUUGAUGAAUACAUCGAGGAUGAGGAUGAAGAAGGUCAAGCGCGGAGAGCAAAGAAGGGCAAGGCCAAACGGCCCAGCAAGAAGUCCAUAUUUGAGAUAUACGAGCCUAGUGAGCUCAAAAGAAGUCAUUUUACGGAUUUGGACAAUGAGAUACGUAAAACAGACGUGCCCGAGCGCAUGCAAAUAAGGGAGGUGCCCAUCACGGCUGUAGAAGAAGGCAGCACGGAGUUGGCGGAUGAAGCUGAAUGGAUCUACAAACAGGCAUUCCUCAAGCCUCCGGUGUCCAAGGCUGACUCGCAGGAGGCCAGGGAGAGGUCGCGCAGAACGUCGAGUACUAUCACGAAGAUCCGUCAAGCGCUGGACUUCAUGCGGAACCAGACACUGGAGGUGCCGUUCAUAGCAUUCUACCGCAAGGAGUACGUUCAACCGGAACUCAACAUCAACGAUCUGUGGAAGGUCUACAAGUAUGAUGCUAAGUGGUGCCAACUGAAACAGCGCAAAGAGAAUCUUCUAAAACUCUUGGAGAACAUGAGGGACUUCCAACUGGAUAAGGUGAUGCAAAACCCGGACGCGCCCAUCCCAGAAAAUAUGAGGCUCAUAAAGGAUGAAGAUAUUGAAAGGCUGAAGAAUGUCCAAACACCGGAAGAGCUUCGCGACGUGCACACUCAUUUCCUGCUGUAUUAUUCUGGCGAUCUGCCCGAAAUGCAGAAGGUGCAAAGAGCAAAGGAGAAGAAGAAAGAGCUGGAGGAAAAGAAGAAAAUGGCGCGCGAGGAAGCGGAAAAGAACGGUGAAGAUCCUGAAGAAGCCGCCGCCGAGGUCGAAGCCCGGGCUACGGAGGAAGAGGAGCCGACUGACGUCAAAUAUGCCGUGAGGUCCGGCCGAUACGAACUUUGUAGGAAAGCGGGUAUUGAGCCACUCGUGAAGAAGUUCGGCCUGACGCCCGAACAGUUCGCGGAGAACGUUCGGGACAACUACCAGAGGCACGAGGUGGAGCAGCAGCCAGUUCCGCCGCUUGAGGCCGCCGCUGAAUAUAUGAGUAAAACCGGUUCAGCGGAAGAGGUGCUAAGGCGUGCGGUGUACAUGUGCGGCGUGCAGUUAGCGCACGAGCCCCUGCUGCGGGCCACGCUGCGGGACGCGCUGCGGGAGCGCGCCACCGUCAGCGUGAGGCCCAGCGCCAGGGGCAGCAAGGAGAUCGACGAGAACCACGCCUGCUACAGGUAUCUAUGUUAUGACGCGCUGCGGGAGCGGGCCACCGUCAGCGUGAGGCCCAGCGCCAGGGGCAGCAAGGAGAUCGACGAGAACCACGCCUGCUACAGGUAUCUAUGUUAUGACGCGCUGCGGGAGCGGGCCACCGUCAGCGUGAGGCCCAGCGCCAGGGGCAGCAAGGAGAUCGACGAGAACCACGCCUGCUACAGGUAUCUAUGUUAUGACGCGCUGCGGGAGCGGGCCACCGUCAGCGUGAGGCCCAGCGCCAGGGGCAGCAAGGAGAUCGACGAGAACCACGCCUGCUACAGGUAUCUAUGUUAUGACGCGCUGCGGGAGCGGGCCACCGUCAGCGUGAGGCCCAGCGCCAGGGGCAGCAAGGAGAUCGACGAGAACCACGCCUGCUACAGGUAUCUAUGUUAUGACGCGCUGCGGGAGCGGGCCACCGUCAGCGUGAGGCCCAGCGCCAGGGGCAGCAAGGAGAUCGACGAGAACCACGCCUGCUACAGGUAUCUAUGUUAUGACGCGCUGCGGGAGCGCGCCACCGUCAGCGUGAGGCCCAGCGCCAGGGGCAGCAAGGAGAUCGACGAGAACCACGCCUGCUACAGGUAUCUAUGUUAUGACGCGCUGCGGGAGCGGGCCACCGUCAGCGUGAGGCCCAGCGCCAGGGGCAGCAAGGAGAUCGACGAGAACCACGCCUGCUACAGGUAUCUAUGUUAUGACGCGCUGCGGGAGCGGGCCACCGUCAGCGUGAGGCCCAGCGCCAGGGGCAGCAAGGAGAUCGACGAGAACCACGCCUGCUACAGGUAUCUAUGUUAUGACGCGCUGCGGGAGCGGGCCACCGUCAGCGUGAGGCCCAGCGCCAGGGGCAGCAAGGAGAUCGACGAGAACCACGCCUGCUACAGGUAUCUAUGUUAUGACGCGCUGCGGGAGCGGGCCACCGUCAGCGUGAGGCCCAGCGCCAGGGGCAGCAAGGAGAUCGACGAGAACCACGCCUGCUACAGGUAUCUAUGUUAUGACGCGCUGCGGGAGCGGGCCACCGUCAGCGUGAGGCCCAGCGCCAGGGGCAGCAAGGAGAUCGACGAGAACCACGCCUGCUACAGGUAUCUAUGUUAUGACGCGCUGCGGGAGCGCGCCACCGUCAGCGUGAGGCCCAGCGCCAGGGGCAGCAAGGAGAUCGACGAGAACCACGCCUGCUACAGGUAUCUAUGUUAUGACGCGCUGCGGGAGCGGGCCACCGUCAGCGUGAGGCCCAGCGCCAGGGGCAGCAAGGAGAUCGACGAGAACCACGCCUGCUACAGGUAUCUAUGUUAUGACGCGCUGCGGGAGCGGGCCACCGUCAGCGUGAGGCCCAGCGCCAGGGGCAGCAAGGAGAUCGACGAGAACCACGCCUGCUACAGGUAUCUAUGUUAUGACGCGCUGCGGGAGCGCGCCACCGUCAGCGUGAGGCCCAGCGCCAGGGGCAGCAAGGAGAUCGACGAGAACCACGCCUGCUACAGGUAUCUAUGUUAUGACGCGCUGCGGGAGCGGGCCACCGUCAGCGUGAGGCCCACCGCCAGGGGCAGCAAGGAGAUCGACGAGAACCACGCCUGCUACAGGUAUCUAUGUUAUGACGCGCUGCGGGAGCGGGCCACCGUCAGCGUGAGGCCCAGCGCCAGGGGCAGCAAGGAGAUCGACGAGAACCACGCCUGCUACAGGUAUCUAUGUUAUGACGCGCUGCGGGAGCGCGCCACCGUCAGCGUGAGGCCCAGCGCCAGGGGCAGCAAGGAGAUCGACGAGAACCACGCCUGCUACAGUCUAAAAUACCUAAAGAAGAAGCCGGUUCGCGACCUCACCGGCGACCAGUAUCUGAAGCUGACGAUGGCGGUGGAAGACAAGUUGUUGGAGAUGAGCAUCAGUGAGCACAUCGAAGGCAACACCUCGCCCAGCUAUCUGGAGGAGCUCAAGCAAUUGUACCAGAAGGACGAAUUCGCGUCUACAGUGCAGGCGUGGAACGAGUUGAGAGCAGAAGCAGUGACCAUAGCGUUGACAAAGUUUGUGAUGCCCGAGCUGAGGAGGGAACUGAAUGCUGUGCUGUUACAGGAGUCCAAGGAAUAUGUGCUCAAAUGCUGCCGGCGAAAGCUGUAUGAUUGGCUCAAGGUAGCGCCCUACGAGUCACGCGUUUCCGACGAUGACGACGAAGAGUGGGACGCUUCAAAUGGUCUGCGCGUGCUGUCGAUUGCUUACGUCCCAGAUCGGCAGCACUCGGCGUUCGCGUGCCUCGUAGCCGGCGGCGGCGAGGUGGCCGACCACCUGCGGCUGCCCCACUUGCUGUACCGCAGGAACGCCUGGGAUCCCCUGGAGAGGCAGAAUAAGGAGGCUGAUGUCACUGCUCUUAGGAGGUUCAUCCUCCGAAAGAAACCGCACGUGAUCGUGAUCGGCGGCGAGUCGCGCGAGUCGCUGAACAUAAAGGCGGACGUGUCCGAGUGCGUGCAGCAGCUGGUGGAGGACGAGCAGUUCCCGCGCAUCCCCAUCGAGAUCGCGGACAACCACAUCAGCAAGAUAUACAGCAACAGCAUCAGGGGCAGGAAUGACUUCAGAGAGUACCCCGACAUACUACGCCAAGCCAUUUGCCAGGGGCGCCUACUCCAAGACCCUCUCAUGGAAAUCUCCCAGCUGUGCGGGCCCGACGAAGAAAUCCUGUGCUUCCGAUACCACACUCUCCAAGACCAAAUAGCUAAGGAAGACCUCCUCGAAGGCAUUGAGCUGGAAUUCGUGAACAGAGUUAACGAAGUCGGCGUUGAUAUGAACGAAGCUAUACUAACUGGACGCGGGACGGAAUUGCUGCAGUUUGUCUGUGGUCUAGGUCCAAGAAAAGCCCAAGCGUUGAUAAAACUCUUCAAACAAACCAAUCAGAAAUUAGAAAAUAGAACACAGUUAGUCACAGUCUGUCACAUGGGUCCUAAAGUCUUCAUCAACUGCUCAGGAUUCAUCAAAAUUGACACUAGCAGUCUUGGAGAUAGCACUGAAGCGUAUAUCGAAGUUCUAGACGGUUCGAGAGUCCAUCCUGAGACUUACGAAUGGGCAAGGAAAAUGGCUGUAGAUGCUUUAGAAUAUGAAGAUGAAGAUGCGAACCCAGCUGGUGCAGUAGAGGAGAUCCUUGAGGCUCCGGAGAGAUUAAAAGAUUUGGAUCUAGAUGCUUUCGCUGAAGAACUAGAGCGACAAGGCUUUGGCAAUAAAUGCAUUACGCUGUAUGAUAUUCGAGCGGAAUUGAACUCUAGAUAUAAAGACCUUAGAGUGUCUUAUCGCUCGCCCACGCCAGAAGAAUUGUUCGAUAUUCUUACCAAAGAGUCUCCGGAGACGUUUUACGUGGGGAAGAUGGUGUUGGCCACAGUGGUGGGGAUUACGCACAGGAAGCCGCAGAGAGAGAUGUUGGAUCAGGCCAAUCCUGUGAGGAACGACGAGACUGGACUGUGGGAGUGCCCAUUCUGUCACAAGAAUGAUUUCCCUGAAUUAUCUGAGGUAUGGAACCACUUCGACGCGGGCGCGUGUCCGGGGCAGGCCACGGGGGUCCGCAUCCGACUGGACAACGGGCUUUCGGGGUACAUACACAUCAAGAACCUGUCCGACAGACACGUCACCGACCCCACGGAGCGGGUCAGAAUAGGACAGACCGUGCACUGUAGGAUAUUGAAGAUCGAUGUGGAGAGGUUUUCGGUGGAUUGUUCGUCGAAGUCCUCCGAUUUGCUCGAUAAGAAUAAAGAGUGGAGACCUCCAAAAGACCCGUACUACGACCAAGAAUCAGAAGACAAGGACGUCCGCAAAGACGCCGAGGCGAAACAAACGAAAGAACGGAUGCAGUACGUGAAACGGGUGAUCGUGCACCCGGCCUUCCACAACAUAUCCUUCGCCGAGGCGGAGAAACUGAUGGAGAAUAUGGUGCAGGGGGAGGUCAUUGUACGCCCGAGCAGUAAGGGUUCCGACCACUUAACAGUGACGUGGAAGGUGGCCGACGGCAUCUGUCAACACAUCGACGUGCGGGAAGAGGGGAAAGAGAACGCCUUCUCUCUAGGUCGAAGUCUCUGGAUACAGGGUUCAGAAUUUGAAGACCUGGAUGAAAUUAUCGCUCGUCACGUGACCCCGAUGGCGGGACACGCGCGGGACCUCAUCGCCUACAAAUAUUACAAACCGCUCGGCGGUAUGCGGGACAAGGCCGAGGAGUGGCUCAAGGAAGAGAAAGCGAAAAACCCAAACAAAAUACACUACGUCAUUUCCGCGGCCAAAAACCAUCCAGGGAGAUUCCUGCUCUCCUACCUUCCGCGCAGUCGGUGUACCCACGAAUACGUCUCAGUGAUGCCAGACGGGUACAAGUUCAGGCAGAGAAUGUUCGACUCUCUCGGCGGACUACUCAAAUGGUUCAAGGAGCAUUUCCGAGAUCCACCUCCGAGCGGCACUCCUGUUCAAAGGACGCCAGCAUUGAGGACACCUCACGGCGGGAUGACGUCGACAAUGUACCACACCCCGGCCGCCCACACGCCCGCAUUCCAUACGCCCGCGCACACGCCCGGACCCAACUACAUCAACACUCCUUACACGCCUUCCGCGCAAACUCCAUACAUGACUCCCUUCGCGACCACUCCCCGACAACCGGACUUCCUCACCCCCACCCCGCGCCUCGGCCCCGCGCACCCGGCGCAGCACCGCGCGCCGCCCAUGCCGAUCCCCGCGUACGCAGACCCCUCGGACUGGCAGAAGGCUGCGGAGGACUGGGUGCGGCACCGCUCCGUGCGCGACACCCCCGCCACCGACAUCUCCACCCCGCGCCAGUCGGGCCGCACGCCGCGCUCCACCCCCCGCCGGGACGUGCGCACCACCCCCCACACCCCCCACACCCCUCACACGCCUCACACCCCCCACACCCCUCACGGCUCCGGCCGGGCGUCCCGCGCACAUUCUGUACGCUCCACUCCUCACACGAACACGUCCCCCAGAUCCAUGUCCCUGGGAGACUCCACCCCCUUGUACGAUGAAAAUUAAGAAAGACUGACGGCCGAGAGUUGGAUUUUUAUUUUUGUACCGCGCACGGGACUGUGCGCAGAUGAAAGCGGAGAACGCCCGCUUUAUCGCCUCUAGCUAAUUACGAAUCGAAUGUAAUAUCAGAAUUGCUGAUUGAUUAAGGUAAUAGGUAACUCAAUUGAAAUCUUAUUUUUAAAGCGUGAUUGAAAUUUUAUGUAUACAUAAGCGAUAUGUACUCCUUCAAAUCUAUUGUAUAUUUACUCAAUCUUUUUGUUGUGCUUAUACACGAUUGUGCAUUAUUUAUUGACUGACAAAUACAUUGCUUAGUUCCAAAUACAUUGGUUGAAAUUUAUAAACUCCCAUAUAAGCGAAGUUGUUCCAAUAAGCCUAGAAAUUAUUGAUAUUUUUUAUGUGUGUCUAACGCCCUGGUUUUAAUGUUUCACUUCCUUUUAGUUCUAGUUAUCUAAGCUGAAAAUGUCCUUACUCUGUCAACACAAACGCACUUACAGGCUGUAAAAUUCGCUUAUGUGGAAAUUAUAAUGUACUUAAGGUACUACUUUUUUUUUAAUAAUAUAGAAUUUUUUAUUAUUUAGAGAAAUUGGAUGACCAUAAAAUUCAAUAGCAUCAUGCCUUAGGGAUGGUUAGUGAAGACACAACUGUUCUGUAACGUAAAUAAACAAUUAUGACAAGCCAAUAACCUGUUUUAUUUUUAGAAGUGUGGAAUUAGUAGGUA
This is a messenger RNA of Plodia interpunctella (Indianmeal moth), 7780 nucleotides long. It is a transcript of the gene Spt6, whose product is annotated as Spt6. Gene Ontology annotation, molecular function: nucleosome binding; DNA binding; histone binding. Gene Ontology annotation, cellular component: transcription elongation factor complex. The coding region runs from base 139 to 7068 and encodes 2309 amino acids. NCBI's taxonomy places the organism in Eukaryota, Metazoa, Arthropoda, Insecta, Lepidoptera, Pyralidae. Gene Ontology annotation, biological process: nucleosome organization; transcription elongation-coupled chromatin remodeling; transcription elongation by RNA polymerase II. The transcript is spliced from 24 exons. The record is from RefSeq and is a predicted model, not a curated record.